UGAAAUGAUAAAAUUGAAAUAGCAUAAAUAGUAUCUUGAAAAAAUAUGAAAAAAAAAAGAUCUGAAUUUUUAUAAUAGAUGCUGAAGGAAGAUAUUAAAGCCGUUUUGAAACACGUUGAUUUUGUUAGACGAAGUAAACUGAAAAAUUCAUUCAAAUCCUUUGAAACGAAAUGGUUAAAGAGACAGCUUAUUAUGACGUGUUAGGUGUUAAACCUUCUGCUACCCCAGAAGAAUUGAAGAAAGCUUACAGAAAAUUAGCAUUAAAAUACCAUCCCGAUAAAAAUCCAAAUGAGGGUGAAAAGUUUAAACAAAUUUCACAAGCAUAUGAAGUUUUAUCCGAUGCUGAAAAACGUCAAAUUUAUGAUGAAGGAGGCGAACAAGCUAUCAAAAAGGGAGGAAACGAUGGUGGCGGUUUUCGUAGUCCUAUGGAUUUGUUUGAAAUGUUCUUCAGUGGUAGUGGCUUUGGAGGUGGCGGACGAAGAGGUGGACGUCGUGGCAGAGACGUUAUUCAUCAAAUGUCUGUAACAUUAGAGGAACUUUAUAAUGGUGCUGUACGUAAAUUAGCUCUCCAAAAGUCAGUUAUCUGUGAUAAAUGCGAAGGGCGUGGUGGAAAAAAGGGUUCCGUUGAAAAUUGUCAAUCAUGCCGAGGUUUAGGUGUAGAAAAACGUAUACAGCAAAUUGCACCUGGCAUGGUACAACAAAUUGAGUCAAUUUGUCGUAAGUGUGCAGGGCAAGGUGUUAUUAUACCAGAAAAGGAUCGCUGCAAACAAUGCAAUGGUAAAAAAACUGUACGUGAUCGAAAAAUAUUGGAAGUGAAUAUUGAAAAGGGUAUGCGUGAUGGACAAAAAAUUGUAUUUUCUGGUGAAGGUGAUCAAGAACCUGAACUACAACCAGGUGAUAUAGUAAUUGUAUUAGAUGAAAAAGAACAUUCAACAUUUGCAAGAGGUGGAUAUGACUUAAUUAUGAAAAUGCCAAUUCAGUUGGUUGAAUCUUUGUGUGGUUUCCAAAAAGUUAUUAAGACGUUGGACAACCGUGAUUUAGUUAUUACAUCAAUGCCUGGUGAAGUAAUUAAAAAUGAUCAAGCAAAAUGUAUUAUGAAUGAAGGAAUGCCCAUUCAUAAAAAUCCAUUUGAAAAAGGACGUUUAAUUAUUCAAUUCAAUGUUAUUUUCCCAGACAGUAUUCCAGCAGCAACAAUACCACAAUUAGAAAGCUGUUUACCACCAAGACCAGUUGUUAACAUACCAAUAGAUGCUGAAGAAUGCACUUUGGAGGACUUUGACCCAUCACAUGAUAGUAGACGACAAAGUUAUCGACCAGCUUAUGAUGAAGAUGGUGAUUGUCAUCAUGGUCCAAAAAUACAGCAAUGUGCAACUAGUUAAAUAAAAGUUAAUUUAAUAUAUUGCAAAUAAUAUAUUUAACAUUAUAAUAAAUUUUCAUUUAGAGAAUCUUAUUGAAAAAUCAAAAACAUACAAAACAAAUACAUAAUAUAAAAUAAAUAAAAUUCACUGUAAAAAUAACAACAAAACAAUAUAGAAUCCAUUAUACAUUGCUAUUUUGAUUUUUUUUUCUGAUUUUAUUGCAAAUUUGCUAAAUAACAAAUAAAUAAUUGACUUAUACUUACGUUAAAAAAAAGAUAUGUUUAUACACAUGAGCUAUUCAAACUCAUUUUUAUUUUUCUAAUAACGUAAAAAUAAUUUUACUAAAUUUACAACAAAUGAAUAAGGAACAAUAAUGCCAUAAAUAUCUAUCAGGACACAAAGUUAGAAGAUUAAAUCAAAAAUAAAUUAUAAAAUUUAUAUGGUGUUUAUAUGAAAGGGGUGUCAGAAAUUAUUUGUGUGAAAGAAAUUAAUAUUUUUAGCUCUUCUUUGUAAAUUGCAUUUAAAAAAUAAAAAUUGCAAUUUUUAUUGAAGUCAAAUUUUUAUGUUUUCCAAAUGGAAAAGUACUGAAUAAAAGAGCAAAAUUUUUGAAUAAGAAAUUGAAAAUUAGAUCGCUUUUAAAAACAUACUAAAUAAAAUGAGAGUCACACAGAAUUAUCAAAACUUUGAGAAAAAAAAAUAAAUAAUAUUUUAAUCGGAAUACUUCGAAAACAUAAAGCAUUAAGAAUUGUCUGUGUAACUGCCUAAUUAACAAUACCUCCGAAAAUAUAAUAUCAGCUUGGUAUCCUGAUAGAUAUAUGACAUUAAAGAAUCACACUUGUAAGAAGAAGAAUAAUAAAUCUUUUAAAAUUUUAAAUAUGUACAUACAUCAUUACAUAAGUAUUAAAUUUAAUGAAUAUUUUAAAAAGAAAAAAUAAAAUAAAUUUAAAUCAUUAAUUAAAUUAAACAGCAGCGCAUUGUAGUAGGAUUUUCCUCAUAUACCUAUCAUAUUUGAUAAUAUUGCAUUGUUCGUCCGUAAGGUGUUUAUAAAAUUGCAGUUUUAAUAAUUAUUUAAAUUAAAUUUUAAUAACAAAGGCUUAGAUGAGAAUUUUUGGAAAUACGAAUUUGUAGUUUCUCAAAUAAAUACAAAAUAUUAAAAUUGUUUUUAAAUAUUCUUUAAAUAUAUAAAAAAAUUUCACUACUUUAUUUCUCCAAUUCACUAUUUUUGCAUGAAAAAUUUUUUAAUACACGCAAAAUUUUUAGCGAACACAAUUUUAAAUUUUAUUUUUACAACUGCAUUUAUAUAAGCAUCUGUAGCAAAACAAAAAUAAAUUUAAUAUUGAAUAUGUAAAAUAAAAAUAAUCUUACAAUUCUAUACAUACAAAAUAUUUAUUAGAAAUUGGAUAAAAUACUUAAAUGGAUAAAAAUUAUAAACACAAUAUUGUAAUUUAUUAUUUGAAAUCGUUAAUUUAAAUAUUUUUAUCCAGUUCAAUGGUUCAUUUCAAUUUUAUUAAUAAAAAUUCUCAUCAAAAAAUUUAAAUAAGCAUUGGGUUUUCUUUUUUUUUGUUGUAAGAUCAAAUAAAAAUAAUAAAACAAUUAAUCAAACAAAUUUCACAAUGCUGUGAUUAAAAAUACAACAUGAUAAUAUUUCAUCUAAUUUUGAAAAAAAAAGAAAAUAAAAUGAAAAUUUAAUUAUUCUGAAUUUAGUGGUCGCAGUGUUAUUAAAAUUUUAAUUAAAUAAUUACAGAAAUUUAAUAUUGUAAAUUCAAAAUUAUUCUCUAAAAUACAAAACACGUAUUAAGUAUAAAUUUAAAAAUGGCUUUUAUGAUACGAUUUGAAUUGAAAUUAAGAAUAAUAUACGAAAAAAAUCCCAUUUCGUAAGCAUAUGCAUAUUUAAAAACAAAUAAAAAAACAUUUAAAGCAUAUUUAAUAAAUAAAUUGUCGAAUUUAUUAUUUAAAAGAAUCAUACAUGUCCUUUCAAACAAUGUUGAAAACUUACAUGAAAAAAAUAAAAUAUGUAUACAUAUAAUUAUUUUUUACAUUUAUGUAGAUUUGUCAUCCUUCGUCUUCGAAUCCCUAAUAUCCAAUGUUGAUAACUACUCAAUUCACAUUCAUGUAUGCACAUUACAACAUAUGAAUAUUUAUAUAGAAUACGUAUCAGUUAUAAGAAGAUAUAAAUCCAACAUUUUCCCCUCCUUUUAUUUAAAUUUUUUUAGUUUUUGGUAUGCUAAUUUUAAUAGGAUAUAUUAAAUUAAUUUGAAAUUUGUCAAAAAAAAAAAACAAAUAAAUAAGAUAAAGGAAAUAAAGUUUAAAUGUAAUUCAAA
This is a messenger RNA of Condylostylus longicornis, 3679 nucleotides long. It is a transcript of the gene Droj2, whose product is annotated as dnaJ homolog subfamily A member 1. The transcript is spliced from 4 exons. Gene Ontology annotation, cellular component: cytoplasm; cytosol. The coding region runs from base 171 to 1379 and encodes 402 amino acids. NCBI's taxonomy places the organism in Eukaryota, Metazoa, Arthropoda, Insecta, Diptera, Dolichopodidae. Gene Ontology annotation, molecular function: Hsp70 protein binding; ATP binding. Gene Ontology annotation, biological process: protein refolding; response to heat. The record is from RefSeq and is a predicted model, not a curated record.